CACCAGCCGACGACCGCCCCCUGAAACGAUCCAAGGAUGCAGCGCCGGCACAGCGGAGCGCACGCCGAUCAGCUACCUCAUGAGCUGCAGGUAAAUAGUCCUCGCGCGAGCAUGCCGCGGAAGAAUUCUAUGCCCGCAGGUGAGUCCAGUCGGUCGUCGGACUACCGAGGCGGGUCCGGGUUGCCUUCGUCGUCGACUUUCAGUGGAGGUGGUGAUGGCCGAAAGGGCUUUAAUCGGUGGACGCUCGUGGUUGUAUCUGCUCUUGUGGCAUUCGUUUUGCUUGUGGAGCUCCGGUACCAACAAGGAUGCGACGUCAGCAUGUCGUUUUCUCGUCACACGUCUCGUAUCGGCGGGAUCACCUUGUCGGCGCUGGAAACGGUGAACGUGACGCACUGGCUUGCGUUUGCGAGUUUGAUUGAAGCAUUUCUUCUGUCCAAUGCUAAGGGAGAUGCCGACACGCUUCUGGCCGCCCAAGCCGCAGCGGCCGCCGCAAAAUCCAUCGCGCUGAGGCCGCAACCCCUCGACGUCGACUUCCACGUGUCUAGUGUCCAGGUCGCGGUCGAUAUGUCCAAGAUGAGCGAAGAUACGUUCUGGAGCAUUGUGACCGAGCUCGAGGCGAACCACCUGCACGUCCUCUUCGACGAAUCGCGCCGCGUGAUGCACAUCUACGAAAAGAAUGACGCGUACGAUCCGAGAGCCCUCCCAAGCAAGUACAUGCCGUCGUGGUUUGUGUCGGAGCCGUACAACGUUGGUCAGCCCCACGCGACGAUCUGGUUUGUGCAUCUAGACACUUCGACCGCUACCUACAGCAUCAAGCAAGGGGCCAAGUCGAAUCGGCGCCGCAUCUUUGCCGAGGCCGACAUCGUGCCAUUGAAGCACCUCGCGUUUCUCGGUCGAUCGGUGCCUGUGCCAAACAACGUCCAAAAGGUCGUCGCGCAGGAGUUUGCCCAGGAGCUCAACGACGGUAUCGCGACGAAGCGACGAACGCAAUGCCUGCGGGAGUUCGUUCGAGGCGAUGCAUUCUACGAAGCCGAGUGGUCGCGAUGGGGGUGGAUCGCGCUGUUUGCGUUGACGACGCUCGGCAUAUACCGUGGCGUGUUGCGGCGCUGGUGCCGAGUGCAUGACGUGGCGUCGUCGCUCAAGCCAAGGAGUUUUACCGACACGGACCACAAAGUGUUGGUGUAAUUUAUAGGACCCGACUCCCCUCCACUUGCUCGAGCAUGUUGUUCCACGGGAAGAUGCCACUUAGUCAUCUUUAAGGAGCAAAUGGAGGUCCAAAGUAUCCA
Aphanomyces invadans is the source of this 1286-nucleotide messenger RNA. RefSeq lists its product as hypothetical. The transcript is spliced from 2 exons. The record is from RefSeq and is a predicted model, not a curated record. NCBI's taxonomy places the organism in Eukaryota, Oomycota, Saprolegniomycetes, Saprolegniales, Verrucalvaceae. Bases 37 to 1185 code for a protein of 382 amino acids.